AUGGUUAACUCUCAAGAAGUGUUAGUGAGUUCAUAUCUGAAGAAAAAGCCUACUCUGAGCACCACGGCUCUUAGUAAGAAACUAGAAGGUAAUGACCAAGAGCAUCCACAACCCUCUGGAUCUCAUCAUGGGCACCUGUAUUCACCUCCAUUGAGGUGGCCCAGGCAUGGAGACCAUGUUUACUGGUGUGUACUAAGAAGAGGUCAGUUCAGUUAUUAUAAGACCAAAGAUGAGAAGGAAGCAAUAAAUGUACUACCGAGGAAAGAUAUACUAAAUUAUCGUGUACUGAAGAAUGACAAGACGUUGUUAGUGUACACCAAGGAUAAAACACUAAGGUUCAAGUGUGAACCGAAGAUCUUGGACCUUUGGGAAGAAGGAUUUAAGAAAUUAAUGGAAGAGAGGGAUCUGAAAGUAGAUACAAGAUUUGCUGAUGAGAAUACUAACCAGCAUGCAAUAAUAGAUGAAAACGAAGACGAGGACGACGAAGAUGACGAUGAAGGCGAAUUAUAUCUGGAAUUUGCUCAUGUUUCGCCGACAACCCCAGAUAACAACGGCUCUACGUUAGGAAGCAAGAUUUCAGAAGAAGAUAGAAAAUUCUUUGAAAAGUACGAUCCACAGAAGCCUGAACACGUCAUUAUGUCAACUACAUUGUAUGCAAGGAUAAAGACGAGGUUUAACAGACGUAAAUGGAAAAAAUUCAAAGUUGAAUUAUCAAAUAGAUGUAUCAAACUUUAUUCUAUCAAAACGGGUAAUCUCAAAAACCAAUUUGAUCUGGUAAAUGUAAUAGAUUGCGUUGAGUAUGAAUCUAAGGAUCUACAGCCAGUAUUUUCGUUAAUCAGUGUCAACCAUCGAAUCAAAUUCAAAGCUAAGACCGAGCAGUUGAUGAUUGACUGGAUUGUUAAUAUUAAAAGUGUAAUUCUAGCAAGCAGAAAGACAGUUUCGAAAUAA
Messenger RNA from Nakaseomyces glabratus, 948 nucleotides. It is a transcript of the gene OPY1, whose product is annotated as Opy1p. Lineage: Eukaryota; Fungi; Ascomycota; Saccharomycetes; Saccharomycetales; Saccharomycetaceae. The record is from RefSeq and is a predicted model, not a curated record.